AUGUCCUCGAAAAUCGACAAGAUCAUUGCGCGGCUGCAGGAAAAGUUCGUCGUCCCCUCAUCCCAAGACUCUCAAAAACCUUCCUCCCCAAUCACAAAAAAAACUAACCCACACCCCCCGCCUAGAACAACCGAAGGAAACUACUACGAAGCGCACCAACAAACCCGCGUCGUCGCCUCCCGGUACAUAAAAUCACAAAACUACCCCGCCGCAACCGACAUCCUAUACAAUGUAUCACACUCCCUCCUGCAAGCCUCGCAAGGCGGCUCCGGUGGCGAUCUCGCCCUCUUUUUACUCGAAGUCUACAAUCUCUCCUCCUUGACCUGCGACUCUGCAUCCAAAGGCCGUCUGUUUACACUCCUGCGGGCAUUUUCCCCAGAGGAACCCUCGCGCAAACGAUUUAUUACCGAGAUGGUAGCGUGGAGUUCGAAGACCUCUUUGUAUCCGGCUGGAGAUCCGGAGUUGCAUCAUGUGGUUGGGGGGUUGUUGGCUGAGGAGGGGGAAGUCUAUGAUGCGGAGAGACAUUUGGUGCUUGGGACAAAGGAUUCUGCGGAAGUACUCGCGAAAAUGGAGUAUGAAUGGUAUAGAGAGGAUGAGAGUCAUACUGCGGCACUGUAUGCUAGUCGAGCUGUGUUGCCGUACUUAUUGGUAGGGAAUGUACGGGAUGCGCGGAAGAGUUUGGGGAUAUUUGGGGAGAGGUUGAGGGGGGAUAAUACGGGGUUGACGGUGCAGGAAUUGGGGGAGGGUGGGAAUCAGGAUAUUAAGAUUUAUCCAUCUAUUCCGCUGCUGAAUUUUUUGGGAUUACUACUGGUGGCGGUGCAGAAGGGGAAUUCGUUGGAUUUUAAACAGUUGACGAAGAAAUAUGCGGGACAUAUGAAGGAUACGGGGGAGUUGUGGGAUGAGGCACUCUUAGGGAUUGCGGAGAUGUAUUUUGGGAUUCAGAGACCGAGACAGGGAAAUCCGUUGUUGGAUAUGAUGGGGAGUAUGUUUGGGGGUGGGAUGGGCGGUGGUCAGCAGCAACAGGGAGCUAGGAGGAUUGGACAGACGGGAGCGGCACCGGUGGCGGAGGGUUUGGAUUAG
This is a messenger RNA of Sclerotinia sclerotiorum 1980 UF-70, 1080 nucleotides long. RefSeq lists its product as hypothetical. Bases 1 to 1080 code for a protein of 359 amino acids. The record is from RefSeq and is a predicted model, not a curated record. Gene Ontology annotation, cellular component: cytosol; TRC complex. Lineage: Eukaryota; Fungi; Ascomycota; Leotiomycetes; Helotiales; Sclerotiniaceae. The transcript has a single exon. Gene Ontology annotation, biological process: protein insertion into ER membrane. Gene Ontology annotation, molecular function: protein binding.